Molecule: messenger RNA, 2606 nt
Organism: Mus caroli (Ryukyu mouse)
Lineage: Eukaryota; Metazoa; Chordata; Mammalia; Rodentia; Muridae
Source: RefSeq, a predicted model, not a curated record
AUCCUACAGUUAGAAAUGGCCAAGAGUUGCAGGGUAGAGGAUGCGAUGCUGAUGUUCGACAAAACCACCAACAGGCACAGAGGGUUUGGCUUUGUCACCUUUGAGAAUGAAGACGUUGUGGAGAAAGUCUGUGAGAUUCAUUUCCAUGAAAUCAAUAAUAAAAUGGUAGAAUGUAAGAAAGCUCAGCCGAAAGAAGUCAUGUUCCCACCUGGGACAAGAGGCCGAGCCCGGGGGCUGCCAUACACCAUGGAUGCGUUCAUGCUUGGCAUGGGGAUGCUGGGCUACCCCAACUUUGUGGCAACCUAUGGCAGAGGCUACCCCGGAUUUGCUCCUAGCUAUGGCUACCAGUUCCCAGCCCUAUUACCAUAUUUAAAUGCAAGCUUCCCAGCGGCGGCUUAUGGACCAGUGGCGGCGGCAGCUGUGGCAGCGGCUCGAGGAUCAGGACCUGCACACGUCCUCUCAGACACUCUUCUGAGCACGCUCAGCAGGAAGGUUUGUCCACACCUGUUAACCUCUCUCAGUGUCCAGCUUCCUGUUAGUAUCAGCUGGUUUGCAUGUUUUGCUUGUUCAGAUGAAACAGUUCAAGAAACAAACUCAUAUCCAACUCUCGAGAAAUGUCUCUCUCUCUCUCUCUCUUUUUUUUGUACACUUUACGUUUCUCUCUCUCUCUUUUUUUUUUUAUCAGUUACAACUCCAAAACACCUGUUGUCUAGUAAAACAUUUCACACCUCCCUUGCCUGUUCUUAGAUUGUAUGUAUCUGUGGGACUGAACUAAAUGCAUGCACUGUAGUAGAUGUCCUGGUAGCUGUAGCUGUAGUUGUAGAACAUGCAUUGUUGAGUUGAUAUUACAGGGCCUCCGAAGGCGCGGCCCAACACCGCUGUCCGAAGGGGAGUACGGGGACCAGGAAGAGAGGGGGGUUCCAUGUUUUCAAUGUCGCCAAGGGCUUGGAUCCAUGUUCUCGCCAUCAGCCACCACCACCUCUCCUCACGCUCUCCACUGGGUCACCACCCUCAGCUCUAGCCUGCCCGAUGAGAUCCGUGUUCACCAUAGCGAAAGCAAGGGGAGCCAGAGUUGGAAGGAACCACCCUGUUCUUCUGAGUUCUUCUCUUCCCCACACUGUUCUUGACCAAAGCAACAGAUCUUUUCUUGUUUUGAAGGCCAUCAGCCAGGCUCCUCUGAGCCCAGCUUCUCCUUGAGCCCUUCAGGGACACAGGUCCCUAUGGGGGAAAAAAAAAAUCAGCGGGUGGAGGGAAGUAAGGUGUGGUAAGGAAGAGACUGAGAGCUUUGACCCUGGUAGAUGCUGGCAUUGGCUCUUAUGAGUGGUGACGGCAUGAGCGAUGGCCCGGCAGCCCUCGUGGUGGUGACUGGCACAGCGUCUCAGGGAAGAAAGAAGCAUGAUAGGCCUGAGACAGCCACAGAAGAGCUCCUAUUCUCCCUACGACUCCCUAGAAAUGUUUUUUUUCUGGAGGGAGCCUUUAUCCUCCACUUGGGGCAUGUGUGGGCAAGCAUCUUUGAACACUCCAUCUUCUCUGCCUGUAUAACAAGCCUUAAAGGAGUUCCAGACGGCCCAGAACUUCUGUCCCUAACUUUCUAAGACCAUAUGAAGUAAGAACAGCACUUACUACGUAGUGCAUGUCAAGUCAGGGUGGACAGUGGCUCUGGCCAAACCCUACAGUCAGAUGGGCAUUAGGCAGAAUCUGUAGAAUCAAGUUAUCUAUCAUGGGACACAGAACUCAGGGAAAAAAGUCACCAAGCCCCAUAACAUCUUCAAAAGGCUAUGUCAUGCUAGAAUGAAAUAGAAGCCUCUUGGGGGUGGGGAGCUGUGACACUCUGGCAGAGUUAGAACACGAAAGAGCUGAGCAUGCGCCAGGCCAGACAGAAUGAGGACACAAAGGUUCCAGGUGGAAAAAUCCAGGAAGGGCCAUCCUUCCAGCAUGGUCUCCCUGGGGACAGGGGAAGCAGGCAACAGAAAAUGGCUGGGACAAGGCUUCAGUGCUGCUGCCCAUGCAAACUGACCUAGGGCUAUCAAAGAAGAGUAGCAAAUGGGAGCAGAAACUAGAGAGCAGAACCCCAGGCUACCAACCUGUAUCCUGCAUCCUGGGACAGCUCUGGUGCCUAUAGAACCCUCAGAGUUUCAGCCCAGGAGGCAAGUGGGCAGACCAGUGUGCCUACCACAGCACCCUAAGGCCUCUCCUAAACCAGCAGAGGAGGUUAGGGCCCAAGAAACUGACAUGGACAUCCCAGCCCUUCUGAGAUGGCUCUGGGUCUCUGCAGUCACCUUUGUUCAAGUGUCUCAAAGCUUUCCAUCCUCCCACAUAAGCAGAAAUCUUGUGGCUUUCAGGAGGGUCCCUAUUUCCUGACAGUGUAGUGUCUGGGCUGACAAGAGCCACCUCUGACUUCAUUAUAAAAUGGAGAAGUGAGCUAGGGAAACUGUUUAGUGGGUAAAGUACUUGCCACGCAUACACGAGGAUCUGACUUCCUCAAGCCCUAAAAUUCAGAAAAGCCCAAUAUAGCAGACUGUGACAGCACAUACCUACAACCCCCCAGCACUAGGUGGGCAGACAGGCAGAUCCUGGAGGCUCAUGGGACAGCCAGUCUAGUUAAA